AUGUUUGACCCCGUAUUUGAAGAAUUUGCUGGCAUGAUAGUGGACACCCUGUUCAAUGGUUUGAUCCAUGGCAGCAAAGGCGCUGCCAGAAUAAAGAAAGCUUUGAAAACUGCUUUAAAAUAUUCUGGUUUGUCAUCUGCAUGGAAAAAAUGCUGUAAGGGUUAUAAGUUUGUCCUUGGACAGUGCAUCCCUGAAGACUAUGAUGUCUGUGCCGAAGCUCCUUGUGAACAGCAGUGCACAGAUAACUUUGGGCGAGUCUUAUGCACUUGCUACCCCGGGUACCGCUAUGACCGGGAGAGGCACAGGAACAGAGAGAAGCCUUAUUGCCUGGAUAUCGACGAGUGUGCCACGAGCAACGGGACGCUGUGCUCUCAGAUCUGUGUCAACACCAUGGGCAGCUACAGGUGCGAGUGUCACGAAGGCUACACGCGGGAGGCGGACGGCAAGACGUGCACCAAAGGGGAUAAAGGUAUAUACACUACUGGGCUUCCUGAGAAAUCUGAAAAUGUGGCGAAAUCAGGGACAUGCUGUGCCUCUUGUAAGGAAUUUCAUCAAAUUAAGCAGACGGUUUUACAACUGAAGCAAAAGGUUGCUUUGCUACCAAAUAACGCUGCUGAUCUUAGCAAGCAAAUCACUGGUGAGAAAGUGCUUGCAUCUAACGCGUAUAUCCCUGGCCCCCCAGGCCAGCCUGGUCAACAAGGCCCUCCAGGGGCUCCGGGACCAAAAGGGAGUCAAGGAGUUCCUGGGUCACCUGGACCUCCCGGACAGCCAGGCCCUCGUGGAUCAAUGGGACCUAUGGGCCCAUCUCCAGACAUAUCACAUAUUAAGCAGGGCAGACGGGGCCCCGUGGGCCCACCGGGAGCCCCGGGGAGAGAUGGUAGCAAGGGGGAGCGAGGCGCACCAGGACCAAAGGGGAUACCUGGCCCACCAGGUUCAUUUGAUUUCCUAUUGCUGAUGAUGGCAGACAUCAGAAACGACAUCGCUGAGCUGCAAGAGAGAGUGUUUGGACACAGGACUCAUUCAUCAACAGAGGAGUUUCCAUUACCUCAGGAAUUUACAAACUAUCACGACACAGUAGAUUUUGGAUCUGGAGAAGACUACAAACCACGGGGAGCGCCCAGAGACUCCAGGAUACAGAAGGCAGCCCAUCCUUAG
This is a messenger RNA of Charadrius vociferus (killdeer), 1155 nucleotides long. It is a transcript of the gene CCBE1, whose product is annotated as collagen and calcium binding EGF domains 1. Gene Ontology annotation, molecular function: calcium ion binding. The transcript has 10 exons. The coding region runs from base 1 to 1155 and encodes 384 amino acids. The record is from RefSeq and is a predicted model, not a curated record. NCBI's taxonomy places the organism in Eukaryota, Metazoa, Chordata, Aves, Charadriiformes, Charadriidae.